AUGGAUGUGAUCCCCAUCGAUGGGCAGAUGGCCGGAGGCUCAGAGGCUCAACAUACGUGGCGAAUGGUUAUCCGCCUCUGUUUGUUGGGGCUGAAGUUCUCUGCGUUUGGCACGCUGAUCAGCUUCGUCCUGACGCCCAUUUAUGCGACAGCAGGAGGUGGACAAAGUGGCAUCUUUGCUCUGACGAUCAGCAAUCUGUCCGCUUCCGAUGAGCAAUACGUGUUUGGGCUCGUGGUUGCCGGAGCGUACUUUCUGGUGUUCUUCUUCAUUUGGCUCGUUCGAGCUGAAUGGAGACAUUUUCUGAAGCUUCGUCAAGAGCACUUCUUGCGAAGAGCCAAAGGAGUGGAGGGUUUGACCUCGGCUCAGGCUCAAUACUCGCUGCUAGUACAGCGUUUGCCGAAAAAGCAGCAGGAUUCGAAGGCCAUCCAAGACUUGUUCUCCAGCAUCUUUCCCGACAGGGUCCACUCAGCGGUGUCUCAGCGAGACACCUUGCUGUAUUACCACCUGCGGGCGCUGAAGAAAACUAGUGACAACCUGAUGGUGUGCUCUUGCUGCCAGGGCUGCGUCCAUCGGCAGUUGGAGCGGACCGUGCAGCUCGAGCGCCGGCUCGCCCGAACCUACAGGGAGACCGAGAACGCCUUGCAGGGCUUUGCUCUCGAUGGACAGGUGGAGGAGGCUCUCAAUCUGGUGCCCUUGCCCUUCGAAAGCCGACCCAGCAAGUCCAAGGCCUGGGGGAGACCGGAACUGCGGAGGUCCUCGCACCUCACCAGCGAGCAGAGCAACGCCCCUACCAGCACGGGCUUUGUCACGCUGAGCAGCCUCAGCGAUCGAGUGCUUGCUGAGCAGGUGACUCUUUUCGACCACCCCGAGCUGCAGGGCAUCCUCGUGGAGCCAGCUCCGGAGGCUGAUGCGCUUAUCUGGGAGAAUGUUCAGAUACCCUUUGACACCGUGGAGAGGCGGAAGUUGAUGGGGCGUCUCCUUUGCGGUUUCGGGCUGCUGUUCUGGUCCCCGCUGAUCGGCUUCAUCAACGUCAUCUCUUCUGUCCAGACCCUGGAAAUGAAGCUUCCCCCAGAGUGGUUCCGUUAUCUUCAAGAUCAUUUUUCGCUGGGAUAUAACCUGCUUGUCAAUUACCUGCCCGUCCUCGCUCUUAUGGUGGUGCUCUUGAUCUUGCCAUGCGCUCUGGAAUUCAUCUCUGUGUACAUCGAAGGGCGGAAAUCGAUGAUCGAGGUCUCGCUGUCGGUAUCAGGGAGGAAUUUCUGGUUUCAAUUUUUCUCGCUUUGGUUGACAGUAUUCAGCAGCUCGCUGUCGUCCUCAGUGCAGCAGAUAUUGGAACAUCCAGCGUGUAUCGCCAGCAUCUUGGGAAACUCCAUCCCCCAAGUUUCCGUAUACUUCACCACGUUUGUCAUAGCGAGGAUCGGAAUCAGCCUGCCUCUUCUCUUAGUUCGCGUGGACGUGUUGCUGGCGCUCUUUAAACCGCAAAGCUCCAAAGCCGGGUGCUCCGGCAGCGACACGGAUGGGGAGGCGCAGGUGGAUUCUGAUUCCGAGGGAGAGGAGGAGAGAGCGGGGGAGGCCGAGGCGCCGGCGCCGGUGUCUUGCUACUUCGCCUCCGAAGUGACCAACAUCACAAUAGUCUUCGUUCUGGCCCUGAUGUACUGCGUGGUUGCUCCGCUCAUGAUGCCUGCUUGCUUGAUCUAUUUCGGCGUGGCCUUCAUGGUGUACAAGUGGCUGUUUGUUCAGGUUUACACCAAGGAGUUGGACCUGAUGGGUGAACUGUGGUACUCCACUUUCUGGGGCCUCAUUGUGGGCCUGGCCUUUGGUGUCAUUUCCCUGGCGGGUCUGGCCGCGGUCUACCGCGGGGCCAGGUGUCCCGAGUUCUGGGCCUUGUGGACGCUGGCCUUCAUCAUCGCCGCCUUUGCGCAGAACUGCGAGACCACCUUCAAGAAGCAGUCGCAGGUGCUUUCUUUUCAGGCAGCUGUCACAGCUAAUGCCUCGGCCGAGGCACAAAGCAUGAGCUUCAACAGCGCCUGCUAUCUGGAUCCCAUCCUGAAGGACAUGACGGAGCAGGAGCUGACGGAGAUCCAGGAGCACCUGGAGGAGACGGCGUCGGUGGGGUCGGCGGCGUCGGCGGCGUCGGAUGAAGAAGAGUCUGAACAUGGCGAGCAGAGCGGGUGGCCGCCGCUUGGCCGGCUCCUCCCGCUGAUCAUCCUUGCGAUGCCAGGCUCGUGGGCAAUCGCCGUGCCGAUGAUGUCCCUGAAAGCCCACGAACCGAUGGGGAUCGUUUUGUCGGCAGCAGCGGUGCUUCCACCGGCUUGGACAGGGCAGCUGCUGUUCCGGACUGCGGCCGGCGCUGAAUUCAGUCAAAUUUGCCAGGCUGACUUCUAUGCGCUUCUUGCGGGGGUUUUCCAGUUCGCACUCCUGUCGGCUGUUUCGGCGUGGCGGAUGCCCACGGCGAAGUUUCCGCUCCCCUUGGUGCUGGGCGCAGUGCAGGGAAUGGGGCACCUGGUUGGAGUCUUACUGGUCCCACUCAUCAUGGAGACGCCCAUGCAGGAUGCCAUGGUGGUUGAAAGUCUUCUUCUCCCGAUCUUUGCCUUUCUCCUCGUCGGUGCGAGCGCGCAGCUGACCUGGGGCGUGCGCUUCCAGCUGGACGAGGAUUCCAGCACCUUGGCGGCGCUGAGGCGGCUCCAGCAAGUGAACUGGAAGCACCGCGGUCAGGAUGGGGAGCCCAGCAGAACAGGCACGGGUCCAAUGGUCGGGGUGCUGAACCACUACGAAGAGACCAUCCAUCAGGUGGAGGCCGUGUUGGAUGCCAUAAGCAAGCGGCCCAAGAUGUCCAAGGAGGUGGUCUCCGAAUUCGGGGUGGCCUUGCACAAGAUCAAGGGGACGCUGACAUCGGGAAAACUUUUUAAGACGGAAGUCAUGGCACCGAGAUUCGAGCUGGAUCCGCCGAAUCCCGGGAUUUGCCCCGUGAUGCCAUCGCUGAGCGAUAGCUCUUUGCGCGAGCAGCUGAGGCAGGUGAGGUCCAUGGUCGACAACGAGCCGGUGGAGCACAUCAAGCCGCGGCUAUCGACUGGGUCGGAGCACAUGGAUCAAUCAGAGUCGCUUAUCGUCGACGACUUGCCGGGCAAUGUUUCGGAUGGGCUCAAGAAGCCAGUAAAGUCCAGCAACCGCCUGGGCCCGCACCCGCACCGGAGUCGCUCGGGGCCUGGGCAGAGCUCGCGCUCCGCCCGCUCCAACCGCUCGAGUGGUUCGAUGCGCAUCGACGAUCAGCUCAGCUUCUUGGCUCAGCUCCAUCGAGGUCGUUUCAACGACAACGACGCGGAAGACAACGAGAUGCCAGAGCCGAUGAACAAGAAAGACACUGCUUUCCUGGGUCGCUGGAAGUUUGACGCCUACGCUUUCGAACGCCAGCACGGCAAUGCGCUGCUACACGCUGGCUUCACUGCGGGUGCCGAGUUCCUCUCGGAGGCCGGUGUCUCCAACUAUCAGCUGGUCCUGAGGGGCUUCCUGCAAGACGUGCAGAGACAGUACCGUGACGUCCCGUACCACAACUACAUCCAUGCAGUGGAUGUGCUGAGCUCCUGCAUGUACUUCAUGUUCGAGGACCGGCGCGUCAGUCGCCUGCCGCUGUCUCCGAUCCCCCGGUUGGCAGGUUUCGUUGCGGCUGUGAUUCAUGAUGUCGGUCACUUCGGGAGGACCAAUCGGUAUCACAUUGCUCGCCACGAUCCUGUGGCCAUUUUGUUUAAUGACCAGUCCCCUCUGGAGAACAUGCACUGCACCAUCGGUUUCAGCAUCCUGCAGCAGCCGCACGCGGCCCUCUUCAAGCGGGAAAAGGACCAAGAUGGUUUCAACGAGUGUACAGGCUUGCCGGAUGCAGACUUUGCACUAUUGAGGCGCAUCGUGGUGGAGAGCGUGCUAUCCACGGACAUGGCGAAGCACUUUGAAACUUUGGCCAGGUUCAAAGCCUCGAUCAACUUCUGCGAGUCCCCCGCAGACCAGUCCCGGUCCAACGAGGAGCCCCCGAUCUCCUCGGAGUCCUUGGCCGACAGAUCUGCCAGGGUGGUCUCUGUGUAUUUGAAGGCAGCAGACAUCGGCCACGCAGGGAAGCCCACAGACAUCACGAAGCGGAUGACCAUUCGCAUCCAUAUGGAAUUUUUCGCGCAGGGCCACGAAGAGCGGCAGCUUGGCCUGCCGAUCUCACCCCUGUGUGACCGGAGCGACGUGAACAUCCCGAGUUCUCAGGUGGGCUUCCUCCGCCAUCUCGUGAUUCCCUUGUAUCAGGCUGUCCACUUCUACAUAACCAGCGACGACCUCCUGAGCGACUGUCUCAACCAACUCGAGGCAAACCUCAGCAACUGGCAGUCUCCGACUCCCUGUGUCGUCAACGCGGAUGUGCCAGAAGUCCUCUCUGACGACGAAGGGCCCGGAGGGGCAGACUCCUGUGCGGUCUCCUCAUUCGGGGUGGGUGUCUUCCCACAGGAGCAGAUAGUCAAGCUCAUCAACGGGCCUGGGAGCUCGGAUGCGGUCAAACGCCUGAGCAUCCGGCCGGGCUCUGCCCAUGCAAAACUUCCGUACGCCGCUGCCGGCGUCCACGAAGAAGGCUUGGCGAACGCCCUGGCCCGUUUGGACGGGGCCUCCUUCAGGACCAGCUAUGGGGAUGCUUUCCGACAUCAUCCUUCGCUGAGAAACGUGGAUCUCUACGAGGUUCCGGAGCUUCCCAGGAGUGACGCCAGCGGCGCGACCGGGCCCGGCGGGCCCGGGGCAUCCUUCGGCCAGGUCACGACCUACUCGGAGAGCUUCCUCCCCUUCGUGCGAGAUCCGCCCCAGGCUUUCAAGGCCAGCCCAGAAGAAAGCGCCCUUGGUCGGCGGGCUCAGGAGAAGAUCGAGAAGCGCAAGGCCGAAACUCAGGAGAGGUACUGGGCCAUGAUCGCGCGUGCUCGGGCCCUGGAGGAGGACAACAAGCUUGGCGGGAACAUGAACAAAGACUAUUCUGCGACGCAGGGACAGGGGUCUCUUCGGGCCAUCGAGAAGCUGGUGGCGGGCGACGACGACCUGAAGUCCAACUUUGUCGGCGGCCCUGCUCCGAUCUACUGGAGAAGCGAGGCACAAGCCAACUACACCGUGGACGUGCACGGAGAGGCGGCCGCGCAGAAGUACGGUCUGCCAACACAGCCCGUUCCGCUGGCAAAGUUCAUGAAGGGCUAG
Messenger RNA from Symbiodinium sp. CCMP2592, 5202 nucleotides. Lineage: Eukaryota; Dinophyceae; Suessiales; Symbiodiniaceae. The record is from the annotation of a GenBank genome assembly.